Lactuca saligna is the source of this 1009-nucleotide messenger RNA. The record is from the annotation of a GenBank genome assembly. Lineage: Eukaryota; Viridiplantae; Streptophyta; Magnoliopsida; Asterales; Asteraceae.
AUGAUCAAAGCAUUAAUGGGUGCAGUAGGGGAGACAUUGACUACAAGAUCUCCCAGGUUCCAACUUCAACAACAUAGCUGGAGGCAGAGAAUAAUGUGGAUGUGGACAGAUUUUGGUACUAUACUUAAGUCGAGGCCGAUUAGAGCUGCUCAUUGUUUAACAUCUAUUCAGGUAAGUAGUUCCCCUCUUAAAAGCAUUGUUAUUAAUGGGGAGACCUCAUUAUCCAUUUACACAGUUUUAGAGGUAUAUAGAGUUUCAGAUAUGGAACUUGUCAGUGCGCUUCCGAGUGCAGAAGAUGAGGUCAAUGUAGCUUGCUUUCAUCCUCUUGCUGGAGGUGGUCUUGUUUAUGGAACCAAGCAUAAUGGUGGUCAUGCGCCCAGACCUGAUCACUUUUUUGAAGCAAGAGCAGUUGAGCUUCAAGACGAAGUCAUACUUUCAAAUUCAAAGAGAUUGCAGAUCACUUAAACCAAUGUGAACAAUUUACCCUCGACAUUUUCCUUGAUAGGAGUGGGUCAGCUGGAAUGAGGCAAAGGGAGUGGGUUGACCUUUUGUUUUUUUGUUAAAUGUUAAUCGUUACUGAAAGCAAAAAAAAUCAAAAUUUAAUUUUGAUUUAUUUGAUGUCUCGUGUCUUGCAGGUUCAUGGUGGUCGGCAGUCCAUGGUUGAUGAAAGCGAAUAGCUUUGGAGUUAGAAGAGGAAAAGAAAGCUCAAGCCAAAAGAGAUAAGAUGCUGCAAAUGCAAGUGUUGCAUUCUUCAUUUCAAUUGUUAGUAUGAAACACAGAGUAGAUGGGCCAAUGUACAACUUCUUAUCCAUAUAACAUCUGUUUGGAGCAUUAGUCUUAAAGAAUUAUGAAAGCCAAGAUGCAACUUUAGUUAGUUGGAAUUUGAUGUAGAGAGUAGAUUACAUGCAAAUUUAGAUAUUGUAAAAAAUAGAAUUGUAUGACAUUAAAUUUUAUGCAAUGGAUUGUAUUUUUUGUAUAUGAUAUUUUAUUUCUAUUAUGAGACAUUAAA